CGGAGGAUAGUCCAAAGACGUGGUGCCCAAGGUGAUAUAUACACGCGUCCACACGCGCGCACACUCAUAUAUAUAAUGAUCUAUCUAAGACUCCAAUUCCUUAGGAAAAUCAAAGAGAUCAGAGAGAGGCGAACAUGGUUCCCGACGAUACAUUCUCCAUGAAACCUCACGCAAUCUGUUUGCCCUUCCCAGCUCAGAGCCACAUUGGCGCAAUGCUCAAUCUCGCGAAGCUCCUUCAUCACCGGGGCCUCUGCAUCACCUUUGUCAAUACAGAGUUCAACCACAGGCGCCUGCUCGAAGCUGGAGGCCCGAGUUUUCUGGACGAUCUCCCAGUCGGAUUCCAGUUUGUGGCGAUACCCGACGGGCUUCCUCCAUCACAGGCCAAUGCCACCCAGAAUCUUGCUUCCCUGUGCGAGUCAGCUUGGCACCUCAUGGGAGCUCCGAUCUGCACUCUCAUCGGCGAUCUGAACGGGAGGGAGGAUUCUGUUUCGGGCUUCCCACCGGUCUCCUGCAUUGUGGCCGACGCUACCAUGACGCUCUCCGCUGAUAUUGCUAGUGAGAAGUACGGGAUCCCCCUCGUGAACUUGUACACUAUUUCGGCCUGUGCCAUGUUGGCAUUCCGGUAUCUUCCUAAGCUCAAGGAGAAAGGUUUGAUGCCACCAAAUGUCUGUUUAGACACAAAAAUUGAUUGGAUCCCAGGCAUGAUGAACAUGAGGAUACGUGACAUGCCAACUAUGGACGGAACCAUGGAUCCCGAUGACAUCAUAUUAAAUUUCAGUGCCGCAAUACAAGCAAGAUUUGAUAAGGGUAUUGCAACGAUCAUUCACACUGUCGAACCACUAGAAGUAGAUGUUUUGAAUGCUCUCUCGUCUAUGGCCGCCAUCCCUGUUUAUGCAGUCGGUCCAUUUCAGCUACUUAUCGAUCGAAAUCUGGAAAACGAGAAUCGUCUGAAGCACAUUGGAAGCAACCUAUGGAAAGAAGAUACGGACUGUCUUCAGUGGCUCGACUCACAGAAGCCCGAAUCGGUGCUCUAUAUAAAUUUUGGAAGCAUAGCAUUUUUGACAUCUCAACAGCUAAUUGAGUUUGCUAUGGGGAUUGCUAAUAGUAGUCAUCCAUUCCUAUGGAUAAUAAGACCCGAUCUAGUGAAGGGGGACGCGGCAAUACUUCCUCUAGAAUUUAAUGAAACAACGAAGGGGAGAGCCUUCAUUUCAGAAUGGUGCCCGCAAGAGGAAGUACUCAAUCACCCUUCGGUCGGAGGGUUCCUGACUCACUGCGGAUGGAACUCAACGCUUGAGACCUUAACUGCUGGUGUCCCGAUGUUGUGUUGGCCCUUUAUGGGAGACCAACGAACGAUCUGCAAGUACACAUGCUCGGAUUGGGAGGUUGGACUAGAGAUCGGAAGCGAUGUGAAGCGAGACGAAGUGGAGAGGGUGGUGAAGGAAUUGAUGGAAAGAGAGAAGGGAAAGCAAAUGAAGAGAAGGGCAAUGGAGUGGAAGCAAAUAGUAUUCGAGGCAACGAGCGAACAUGGUUCGUCGUCUAUAAAUUUGGACAAAAUAGUGUCUAAGAUUAUCUCUAAUAAGUAGAUUAUUAUUAAGCAUCUUAACAAUGUAAGCGACCGAAAUUCAACAUUUUUGUUCUUCGCGUCAUUUAAAGAAUAAAAUAUCUGUCUACUUUCUUCUUUGAUAAA
Messenger RNA from Punica granatum (pomegranate), 1687 nucleotides. The record is from RefSeq and is a predicted model, not a curated record. Lineage: Eukaryota; Viridiplantae; Streptophyta; Magnoliopsida; Myrtales; Lythraceae.